This is a messenger RNA of Diprion similis, 2535 nucleotides long. Its product is annotated as transducin beta-like protein 3. The record is from RefSeq and is a predicted model, not a curated record. Gene Ontology annotation, cellular component: small-subunit processome; 90S preribosome; nucleolus. NCBI's taxonomy places the organism in Eukaryota, Metazoa, Arthropoda, Insecta, Hymenoptera, Diprionidae. The coding region runs from base 16 to 2409 and encodes 797 amino acids. Gene Ontology annotation, biological process: endonucleolytic cleavage to generate mature 5'-end of SSU-rRNA from (SSU-rRNA, 5.8S rRNA, LSU-rRNA); endonucleolytic cleavage in 5'-ETS of tricistronic rRNA transcript (SSU-rRNA, 5.8S rRNA, LSU-rRNA). Gene Ontology annotation, molecular function: protein binding; U3 snoRNA binding. The transcript is spliced from 15 exons.
CCGUUAUUUUGGAAAAUGAGUGGAAGCAGCCUCAAGGAAUUGUACGAGCUUGAAUCACAGUAUGGACCAUUUUUUACUGGAGGAAAUAUCGAGUGGAGCUCGGACGGACAUUAUUUUUUUUGCCAGAAUGGUGGGACAGUACACGUUCUGUCCCUAGAUACUGGACACGUCGAAAGUGUCUUAGGAGAAACUUCGACUGAUCAAGAUGAGGAUACAGUGAACAGUUUUGCACUUGAUCCCAGUGACGAUGGCAUUGUCACACAUCAUAAAAGUGGACUCUUCAAAUUAUGGAAUUGGAAAGAAGUCAAACUCAAAAAAAUGUGGAAGGCAAUACAUAAUGGACCAGUCGCCGAAGUUACUUUUUCACGUAAUAGCCAAACAAUGGCAAGCGGCGGCAGCGAUAGUAGCGUUAGAUUAUGGGACUUGGAACACCAAGCUUGCACACACAAUUUGAAGGGUGUUCAAGGAGUCGUGAGUGUUUUGGCUUUUCAUCCACGACCGGAUAAAGAGUUAAUAUUUGCUGCUGGUGAUGAUACAAAAAUAUACGCAUGGAAUUCGAUAACUGGUCAACAAAAGAUUGUUCUUUCCGGGCAUUUCAGCAAGGUUACGUCGCUUUCGUUUCACGACGAUGGAAUUCAUUUAGUCAGUUCUGGAAGAGACAAAGUACUUAUCCUGUGGGAUAUUUCCCAAGGAAGUAUAGUACGCACUGUUCCAGUUUACGAAGGCGUUGAGGGUGCCUUCUUGUUACCUACAAACAGUACAAAACUCAUAUCUUCUUAUCAGUCUAAUGGGAUUUACGUCGCAGCUGCAGGAGAAAAAGGAGUUGUCAAAAUAUGGGAAAUGAGGUCUGGAAACAAGGUAUACGAGCAGAAAAAUUCUCUGGUCGCAUCUGCAAAAGAAGUUGGAGGAUUGGCUAUUACCCAGCUGUUAUACAAUCACGUCACUAAUAGCUUAGCAGUGGUAUCGACAGAGCAUAACGUUAUUAUUCAUCAGUUAGACACCUUUGAAUGCAAGAAACAGCUAGUCGGAUACAGCGAUGAAAUCUUGGAUGUUGUAUAUUUUGGUACCAAAGAUACGCAUUUGGCGGUAGCGACAAACAGUCCUGACAUAAAGCUUUACGAAUUGACGACAAUGAAUUGUCAGCUCUUAUGUGGUCACACAGAUUUUAUUUUGUCUCUUGCUACUACGCCAGCCAACUUCAACUUAUUACUGUCUUCUGCAAAGGACAAUAGUGUUAGAUUGUGGCUUAUGGAUUCGGAAACAUUUAAAGUUUCUUGCGUUGCUCAUGCAGUUAGACACACGGCGUCGGUGGGAUCAGUUUCCAUAUCUCACACAUCUGUGAAAUUCUUUGCAUCAGUAAGUCAAGAUUUGUGUUUAAAGAUAUGGGAUUUACCUGAGAAGAUUUCAUCCAACGAAACAGAAAACUCGCUCAACGUUCGAUGCACGGAAUUGGCGCAUCAGAAAGACAUAAACGCCGUUGCAAUAUCGCCAAAUGAUAAACUUGUCGCUACUGGAUCCCAAGAUAAAACUGCCAAGUUAUGGACUGCGGAAAGCUUACAACUCGUCGGUGUUUUGCGUGGCCAUCGCAGAGGAGUUUGGUGUGUAAGAUUCUCACCCAUAGACCAAGUGCUGUUAACAACUUCAGCAGAUUGUAGCAUCAAAUUAUGGUCACUGACUGAUCUGUCUUGUUUAAAGACGCUAGAAGGGCACGAAUCUUCUGUUUUAAGAGCAGAGUUCUUAUCUCGAGGAAUGCAGCUGGUCACGGCUGGAGCUGAUGGGCUCCUCAAACUGUGGAGCAUUAAAACGUCCGAAUGUGUCGCUACUCUUGAACACCAUGAAAACCGAGUCUGGGCACUUGCAGUGUCUCGAAACGAAACUCAUAUUGUCAGUGGUGGAAGUGAUUCGAUAUUAGGUAAAUGGCGAGAUGUUACCGAAGAAAAGAAAGCUGCGGCUGCCGCUGAGGCUGAACGUUUGGCGUUAGAAGAACAGAAACUUUCAAAUUUAUUAAAAGCUGAUAAGCUAUUAGCCGCUUUAAAGUUGGCUCUUAAACUGGAAAGACCUCUUCAAGUGUUGAAGAUUAUCGAUAGUGUUAUCAGAAAGGGUGAAGAUGGUCUGCGUGAAACGAUACAUCAGUUAAAGCAAACACAGAAAGAAUCAUUGCUCAGAUGUGCAGUGACGUGGAAUACCAACAGUCGGAAUGCUCAAUCAGCUCAGCUAGUGAUAAACGUCCUAUUGGACGAGAUUAGUAGCGGGGAACUGAAAGUACCUGGAUUAGCCUCUUCAUUGGAAGCUAUGAUUCCCUACACCGAAAGACACUUCAAAAGGCUGACUCAGCUCAUGCAAGAUCUUCACUUUAUUUCUUACACCGUUACUUGUAUGCAGCCCCAUAACAAGAUAAGUCCAACUUGAAUCUUGCAAAUAAUUUUACCUUAAAUACAUACUUGCAUCGAGACUAUUAACAUCGACUAUAAUCGUCUAUCCGUGCUACUUUUUGUACUGGAAAAAGAACGCUAUUUGCAAAAAACAAAUAAUGUA